AUGAACGGGAGGAAAAUUGAAUGGCAGAACCAUGCUUCAAUCAAAGCAGGUGGACUUAGCGACAAGGAACAUUUGACCAAGACACUUCAGUCACCCGCAAUCGAGGUCGCCCUGACGAAAGUCGUCGAAGGUGGCGUGCAAGGCUACUAUUCCCAGUUUCAGAAGAUUGUUGUCCCCAUCCUGGACAACGACCCUGGUUGCGAUGGACAUUUUAUCAGCCCUCUGCUGGAAAACCCCCAGAACCAGCUUCUUUUGAUCAACUGGAAGUCCGUGGAUGCUCAUCAUGAAGAUUUUGAGAAAAAGCUAACGUUCAAGGCAUGUAUUGAUGGGCUCAAGGACUACUAUGCCGAGUUUGUUAUCCCCUGGCAUAUCGUGGGACUUCAGUUGAUUCAAGGUGGACCUUAA
This is a messenger RNA of Fonsecaea nubica, 405 nucleotides long. RefSeq lists its product as hypothetical. Bases 1 to 405 code for a protein of 134 amino acids. NCBI's taxonomy places the organism in Eukaryota, Fungi, Ascomycota, Eurotiomycetes, Chaetothyriales, Herpotrichiellaceae. The transcript is spliced from 2 exons. The record is from RefSeq and is a predicted model, not a curated record.